This is a messenger RNA of Letharia columbiana, 474 nucleotides long. RefSeq lists its product as uncharacterized. Gene Ontology annotation, molecular function: SUMO conjugating enzyme activity. Gene Ontology annotation, cellular component: nucleus. The coding region runs from base 1 to 474 and encodes 157 amino acids. The record is from RefSeq and is a predicted model, not a curated record. Gene Ontology annotation, biological process: protein sumoylation. Lineage: Eukaryota; Fungi; Ascomycota; Lecanoromycetes; Lecanorales; Parmeliaceae. The transcript has 4 exons.
AUGUCCUUGUGUCAGAAUCGCCUUCAGGAGGAGAGAAAGCAAUGGCGUCGUGAUCACCCAUUCGGAUUUUUCGCAAAGCCUGUUCGAACUACUCAAGGAGUUCUGGACUUGAAGAAGUGGGAAUGCGGAGUGCCCGGCAAAGACAAGACGCUCUGGGAAGGUGGCCUUUUCAAACUAGAUGUGCUUUUCCCGGAUGAGUAUCCUACAAAGCCUCCAAAGUGCAAAUUCGUUCCCCCGCUUUUCCACCCCAACGUCUAUCCCUCUGGUACUGUUUGCCUGUCAAUUUUGAACGAAGAAGAGGGGUGGAAGCCAGCCAUCACCAUCAAACAGAUCCUCCUCGGCAUCCAAGAUCUGCUCAACGACCCAAACCCCGACUCGCCGGCGCAAGCCGAUGCCUACAACUUGUUCAAGAGAGAUCGCCAGGCUUACGAGAAGAAGGUCAAAGCCAUUGUGAAAGAUAAUCCAGCACCAUGA